Messenger RNA from Branchiostoma floridae (Florida lancelet), 4798 nucleotides. RefSeq lists its product as uncharacterized. NCBI's taxonomy places the organism in Eukaryota, Metazoa, Chordata, Leptocardii, Amphioxiformes, Branchiostomatidae. The transcript has 19 exons. Gene Ontology annotation, molecular function: alpha-N-acetylneuraminate alpha-2,8-sialyltransferase activity; guanyl-nucleotide exchange factor activity. Gene Ontology annotation, biological process: oligosaccharide metabolic process; N-glycan processing. Bases 37 to 2262 code for a protein of 741 amino acids. The record is from RefSeq and is a predicted model, not a curated record.
GGAGCUCCAGGCAAAGACGACAGCCAGUCAGAAAAGAUGGAGGAACAGGUUCUGUGCCAGGAGAACCAGACAGCUUGUGUAGUCGACGUCCUGAGAAGCAACACCACGCUUUCUGACUGUAGUAAUGUCACCACCAGAGGAGAGAGGUCUGUCAAAAACUACAAGACCCUGUGCCAGUCGGACCAGGCCAGACAGAAGGCCAUCCACUCUAUCCUGAAGUCAGAGGAACAUUUUGCAGCAGCUCUCAGGAGUGGCAUGCAGAUGUACCUGCCGUCUGUCAAAAAACAGCUUCUCCCAAAGGAGCAUUAUGGAAAAUUAGUGGCUAACAUGGAAAAGCUGGAGGCCCUGAGUCGUUACUUAGCCUCCCAGAUCGGAACCUCGGCAGAAAGCUGCCUGUGUGCCCCUCCUGAGGCACCUGUGUACGUGGAGUCUGUGGGACACAUCUACCUGGGAAAGCUAGCGGAGCUGUGUGCGACUUUCCUGGGGUACCAGGAGGGUGUUCGCCAUGUGGUGAAGAACCUCACCAUCAAGAAGCUGUCCCCCUGGAGCCAGACCUACCUCAACACACACACCUUCCUGUACAAGCCUGCACAGCAUCUGAGCCAGGUAGCAGGUUUACUGGACACCAUACUGAGGUGCACCUCGCCCCAACAUCAAGACUUCCUGGACCUACAGACUGUCAUCAGAGCCCUGAAACAGGCCAUCAAAUCAGCCCAGGAGUCGACGAUGCGAUCUUCCACGGCUCACGAUGGACCAAGCAUGGUCCCUGGUGCAAACCUGCACAAGAUACAGAAGAGCAUCACAUUUGCCAAGGGAGUGAAGCACUUUGUUGUGAACGUGCCAAAGAGAACCCUGGUCCAUGCUGGAGAGCUGACUCUGGUGGAGAAGAAGAAGACAACAAAGGUAUGGACAAUGCUGUUCAACGACAUCCUUGUCUUCACACACCUGAAGGAGGAAGGAAAGAUCUGUGUUGUCAGGGAACCCAUCCCCAUGGAGUUUGUCCUGGUUAACACGGCAGAGAAUGAGUUGGAGUUCCACGUCACUCACUUGUCAAAGAUGAGCACGCUGAGAUCAAAGCGAGCCGGUCUCCAAGGGAACCAAACAGUUUUGCAGGCAGCCAGCAGGAGGGAGCGCGGACUGUGGGUACAGAGAAUAGAGCAGUGCUCCUUAUCCCUGCAGCAGAAGGAGACAGGCAAGGAGAAUCGACAGGAGCACUCAGACUGGAGUACAUGCGGCAUAGGGGAAAGAUGGGACAUCGCUGCCAUGGCCAAAUACAUGCAGGAUCAUAGCGAGGAGAGCUCCAAACUAGGCCUCUGCCCCCUCAACAUGGGUCUCAAUGGUAUCAUCCAAGAUGGCGGCUCGCCGCAGCCCAGCCCUUCGCCAGAGUCCGAGCCGGAGAAGUCGAUUGACGUGACCUCGCCGCACGUCCACUUCCUGGUGCCCAACGUGCCGCACGAAACGUUCGAGGAGCGAAUGGAGGUCGCUUGCCCGGAGACGAACGACUCGGGCACGAGGAAGCGCAGAAUAUCGUUCCUGAAGAGAUCUGGCACCGUGAAGAAGCGCUCCGACGAAAAGGACGGCAUCCUUCUGAGGCCUAGAAGCCAUUCCGCAGGGGUCUUGAACAAAAGCGAAGGACCGGAGAUGUCUGCUAACCAGACCGCGGAGAGUCCCAUGUCCUCCAGUCAGCCAGACCUAACCGACCUCGGCAGACAGACCCGCAAGAAGUCCAGAAGUUUUGCCAAAGAGAUGAGGAGCAAGCUAGCGUUCCUGAGAAAACGGCCUGCCGCCAGUGUGUCCAUCCAUGUAGAGGAUGUGAGUGCCCACACCGACAGAGUACAGAGACUUGAAGUGGAGCAAGUCACAAGAUGGAGCGAGUCAUUUGAGGCGCUCCUGAAUGAUAAAUGUGGAGUGCAGGCAUUCCAUGGCUACCUGAAGACAGAGUUCAGUGAGGAGAACCUGGAGUUCUGGAUGGCAUGCGAGGAGUACAAACAGCUCAAGCCUUCCAAACAGGCGCAUCGAGCCAAGAAGAUUUACAACGACUACAUCGCUGUACAGGCUCCCAGAGAGCUGAAUCUGGAUGCUGAGGCGAGGGCAGAGACUCUGGCCCGCCUGGCCAGUCCUGACGAGGCGACCUUCAAAGUGGCACAGCGCAAGAUCGCCAUCCUUAUGGAGCGGGACUCCUACCCCAGGUUUCUGAGGUCCAACCUUUACCAGAUGCUCCGAAGUCAAAAUAAUGCACAGCUUCUGAACCAGACGAGGUGAACUCACAUGGACUAAAACACAAGGCUUCCCGCCCGGCCGGCUCAUUUGCAUCUGUUUUGCAUAUUCGUUACAGUGUUAUCGUCUCAUCUCUCCACCCUAGUUCUCUGGACUUGUAACUUUUAUCUCAAACUGCAAGAUACGAUGUAGUUUGUCCUCGUAAUCAUGCUCUGAAAGGAAAAUAUUGAAUUGUAAAGAUGAGAAUGAGAACAAACAUUAUCUGAUGUAAUUAUACAGGGUGACAUGACUGUUUUACUAUGAUGGGAACAGAGGGCAGCAAAUCAACAAUGUAAAAUUUAAUAUAGUAUUUUUUCGUAGCAUUUACCAGUUGUUUGUAGUGGGUGAAUGUAGAAGACGCACAUUGUAACAUAGCAUGCAAAGCUUAUGACGAUAAUGAUUUGGUACUUACACCAAAGUUUGAGCCAAGAAAGCCGGGGAUGUAAAUAUUGUGAGGCAUGUAAAUAUGCAUAUUUCUGUCUUUUCUCUGUAAAUAGUGACUUCUAUCUGUAGUUAAACCUGUACAUACAUAACUAGCUAUAAGUACAUGUAGUAUAUUCCUACCCAAUACUCUAUUCCAACUGCAUACAUGUAUGUUGUAUGUAUGUAUGUGUUUUCUUGUGUGUGUGUGCGUAGUUUUACAACUGUUUGUGAUACUAUAAAAGUUGCGUGUGAUAAUUGUUCUGUGUUAUCUGUAUAUUUUAACCAGGAAAAGCACUUACUAAUUUCUGUAGAAGUAUAAGCUUACACGUAAUUAGUACAAUGUACUUGUGAUACAUGACCCUGAGGACAUACAGCGUAAACGGAACAACGUUUUGUACUUUCAUGUGUGGUCUGUAUGAAAAGAAAACUUUUACACUGUACUCAACUUGUCUUGUGAAGUAGACAACUGUGAUGCUGUGAUUUUGUACACAUCAGCAACAUAGAAAAACUGUUAUAUCAUCAGCAUUUAAACUUUUCAAAACAACUGACCAAGAUACUUUUUGGAAAGGCAAGGGAGCAAUUAUGUUACCCUUAGGGUAGCAGUGUCGUUUGUCUGUUAAACUGCCAAAUAAAACUUAGAAAGACAGAAGUAAACAUUUCACAGGGACCAAAAUGUUUUACAUAUCGGAAUGAAACUAGAGCCAAAUGAAAACAUUUAAUAAUCUUGAAUAAUGUGACAUCAGAGAACUCUGAUUGGAAGGAUACACUUAAUUUUACCUUUGUGCCAAGAGAAUCAUGCAAAGGUGAUUUAGUCAGUCCGCUUGUUUGAAUUGCUAGUUGAUGACAUUGCUGGCUAGACAAUCAGGAAAUGUAAGAAAGUCCAGCAGAAUUGUUUAAUUUGUGUGUUAACUCAUUACCAUUUUUAGAAACGACAUGCAAUGUACAUCAUGUAAUUGUUCUUUGCACAACCCGAUAAUCAUGUGACUGACAGUCUAAGCUGUAGUAUAGUGAAAAAGAGGAUUAAUAAAUAUUGCUUUUAUGAUUGUUUAUUUAAUUCAAUUUUUAGUAGUUUUGUUGUGUGUUUGAAGUAGAAUUGCCAAAGGAGACAGAGAUUAUGAGAUGACACUGAAUAUUUCUAGUACUGAAAGAUUUGUGCCAAACUAUAAUGUCAUGAUUGAUGAUCAGUUAGGACACAGAAAUCAUGUAGGGUAUUCAAUCUUCCACUAUCAGUUCUCGAUUGUGUGUUAAACACAGGCUAUGUCUUUUUACAUAGAUAGAUAGAUAGACAAAUGAUUGUUCUGUGUUAUUUAAACUUCAAUCAUGAGCUCAAUUGGCAAGCCCACAGAUAGACAGUCACUACUUGUAAAAGAAUUGUGCUAAAAUGUCUUCUCUUUAACAUUUCAUGGUACUUUUGUUGUGGAGAAAGAAUAUGGCAAUCGGCAAGAAUUGUAAUAUUGAAAUUGAAAGUCAAAGCAAAAAUCACAGGCAAUAUAUUUGUUGUACUUAAAUUAAACGCAAUCUGGCGGCAUGUGUCAAUAUGAUAUACUUUCAUGCUUGCUUUCCUGUUAGGAAGAAGACAUUCCAUUUUCAUUUUGUGAUUUAUUUUAACUCUCAUGCAGUGCCAUUGCACUUCCAGAUGAUUUCAUUGCUUGCCUUUACUACCAUUAUAUGAUACUAAGUUCAACACAUUUUUCCAGAAUUCUCACCAUAUACAUGUGUUGGUUGAUGAAUUGUCAGUGUACCUUGUGCAAAGGAGUUAGACCGGAACCCUUACUUUUUGUAGGAUGUAAUUCCCUUAAAUCGUUACAGACAAUGCCUGGAGCAUCCCAGAGCAAAUACGGCUGAGUUUCAGACUACAAAAAGACAUUGUGGUAUGCCCAUGAUGUUUGUUAUAGCUUUAAUCAGAUAGAGACUCCUGCGAUUAGCCGUUUUCGUCUUUUCUAGCAGAAAUGUACAUUAUUUUGUAGGAAAAGACACAGUAUAUUGACAAUGUGUGAAUAUGAUGUCUCUAGCUACAACAAACCUUUGUGAAAGAAGUGACUGCUGCAGUGUACAAGGCAAUCAUGUAGACAAGAAGUAGACUAAGUGUAACAUUAAAGAUUUUUAUGUUGCAGUGCAA